Messenger RNA from Rotaria socialis, 2115 nucleotides. The record is from the annotation of a GenBank genome assembly. Lineage: Eukaryota; Metazoa; Rotifera; Eurotatoria; Philodinida; Philodinidae.
AUGCAAUUUUAUAUUAUUAUCGUUUAUCUUAUGGUGCUACCAUGUUGUUUACUUGGUCAAAUAUCUUCAUCUUUAUCUAGUUCGAAUGUGAAUUAUUUUGUUGGAAAUCUAUCUGAAUCUUAUUCAUUUCAAGUUGCACCAUCAUCAAUUGAAGUAACUUAUUUAAGUUUAAAUGCUCAUCCAUUGUAUAUCAUCGGCAAUGGAUUUUCAAAUAAAUCAAAAUUUAAUUAUGAUGAAAAAACUAAUCGUUUAACAAUUUUUAAACUUGAUUCAUCUACAGUUGGCCAUUAUGCAGCUGUUGAUAAAAAAUGGCAAACAUUUACUUCUAUACUCAGUGCUGUUAAUGUUUCGUCACUUGAAAUUAAAAAUUAUCAUGUCAGUGAAGAUAAUAAUGUUGUGUCACCUUUAUCGUGUUCUGUAACAAUAAUACGUUCAACAUUUAAGUUAUCGGAAUCAACUUCAUCGUUAAAUGGUCAACAAUUGAAAACAACGGGCUCAGAAUAUUUACCCCGUCUUGAUUUAUUUAUUUCAACUCGAACAUCAUUAUCUAUGUUAUCCAAUAAAAAAGUUUAUAAUGAUACAUUCAAUAGAGAAUAUUUUACACGCACAAUUCAAAUUGAAGGUCCAUUAACACGUGCUGAUCAUAAUGGAAUAGUUCAAUGUCAAGUUGAAUCAAAUAAUCAGAUCGAUGUUUAUUUAAUGAAAAAUGUUUCAAUUGAUGUUGAAUACGGACCUUGUUUGGAAAUAGGCGCUUUGCCAAAAGUACAUUUAGAAAGUGAAGUAUAUAAAAUAUUUGAAAUGGAAUGCCAAAUUGAAGCUAAUCCAAAUCCAUCAUAUGUUUGGUAUGAAAUUUCAAGUAAUACAUCAAAGGAAUAUGAUCAAGUGAAUUAUAAUGGAUGGUCAACUUCAAAUGAAUUAAGAGUUUUUGGUAAAACUAGACAAAUUGAAAGAAUUUAUGAACAUAUAGGACAAUCUAUAAUGGAAUGCCAAGCACAAUCACGAGGAAAAACUGUUAAACAAGAAUUCAUUAUUUCUAUUUCUCCAAAAUUAAAUGCGUUGGAGAAAAAUUCAUAUACUGAUGGAGGUUCACGUAAAAUUUCAAUUCAUAUCCGAAUCAUUAUUGGUAGUAUUUUACUAUUACUUAUUACUUCUAUUAUUAUCACUACGAUUAUCUUUUCAAAACGACGGAAAAUGGAUCAAAUUGAAAAAAAUUCAAGUACUGAAAAGCUAUCAACUGAUAAACAAGGAAAAUCUCGUCGAGGGACUUUACCAAUUGAUUAUUCGAAAUGUAAAAAUGAAUCUUUGAAAAUAGACUCAUCAUCUACAUCAUAUCUAGUUGACUCUGCAGAAACUACUUCAAUGCAAGCUCCACCACCGAUUCCAGCUCGGCCAUCACCAAUGAUUAGUACUCAUUCAUCUUAUCGUCAAACUCCUCUAACAUCUGUAUCUCUAUCGUAUCGUCAAGCAAGUGCUCUUCCUGGUUUUCGUCCUUCAAUUCCAAUACGUUCGUAUUCUCCUGAACGUCAGGAUGUUGAUGAAUUAAGUGCAAGUAUUAAUGGAAUACCAUUAUCAACCAAUCGUUUGCGAACACAUACACCACUUGGUUCGCAUAAAUCUCUUUCGGAAUCAAUUCAGUCAUUACGAUCAAACCAACCAACGGGAAUUUCAUUACCUGUGAAAAAACGUUCACAAGAUAUACCACCCAUAUUAUCCAAACGUGAACAAAAAACACCAUCACCAAAUUCAUCACUAGCUAAAAAUGAUUAUCAACAUCAUCAUUAUCAUAAUCCAGCACAAUUGCGAGCACAACAACAAGCAAAUAAUGAUAAUACAUCAUCUGAAGAGGAAGAAUUCGAACAGCAGCGACAACAACCGAAUCAAAUAUCACAAGAUUCAGUGGCUACUAAUUCAACCACGGCAUCAGCAGGAUAUAAUCAAGUUAAUUUUGCUCCAGAGAAUGGACGUCGAAUAAUAAAACCACCAAUUGCUCAACAAAUGAUCGUUCAUCAACCAACAGGUAUGCCACGCGAUGAAGCGCCACCAUCAUAUCACGAAGUUACAAAUACAUCUUCUCCAUCUCAUGCUUAUAUUUAUCAGGAACCAACUGAAGUUUAA